Molecule: messenger RNA, 2531 nt
Organism: Anarrhichthys ocellatus (wolf-eel)
Lineage: Eukaryota; Metazoa; Chordata; Actinopteri; Perciformes; Anarhichadidae
Product: arrestin domain-containing protein 2-like
Exons: 6
Coding region: 160-795 (211 amino acids)
Biological process (GO): protein transport
Cellular component (GO): cytoplasm; plasma membrane
Source: RefSeq, a predicted model, not a curated record
GAAAAAGAAGGACAAGCCACAGGGACGCACAGGGACAAGAAGACAUACUUUUAUUUUGAGCACAUUGUUAUUCAGGAUAAAAACAAAGGAGAUGGUUCAGAAAUCAUCCGCUCUGGGAAAAAUGUGUAUCCAUUCACCUUUGUGAUUCCAAAUACAGAUAUGCCUUCAUCUUACGAGGGGAAAUGGGGCAAAAUAACAUAUAGUGUGCGAGCACAGCUGACUCAGUCCAUCUGGCUGUUCCACAAAACCAAGACUGGGUUCCCUUUUCUGACCAAGUCUGAGUUCCCCUUUGCCUCCAGAUCAGAAAUGAUAAUCAUCGGACUAAAGGAAAAACAAUAUGCAACCAGGAUUUCAUUUUAUGGCUCGGCAAAGGUUGCUAUGAAUGCUACCUCUGAAAAACUGGCAGUAAAGCAAGGUGAAGCAAUGGCAGUCUCUGUGGAGGUACUCAAUGACUCUGCACGCACAGUAACACCCACAUUCUACCUGUGUGAAAAGCAGACCUUUGUUGCUCAGUCAAAGAGGACUGUACACACAAGUGAAACCCUCUUUGGGACAGGUGACCCUAUUGCAGCUGAGACCAGUCAGUCCACAACCAAAGUUCUGAGUAUCCCUACACAACUCCACCCAACCUUCUUCAACUGCUGCAUGAUGAAGCUCGAGUACAGACUCAAGGUCAGUCUUGAUGUCCCAAGAGACUCAGAAAUCAAACUUCCUCUGGUCAUUCUGCUGGGCUCGCCUAAAACGCAUCAACAAAACCCAAAGAGAUCCAUCUGGUUUCAAAACCUUCCUAGUUAAAAAUAUUCAAUGGAUCAAGAGCCAGUUGUGUUUGCAUGUUUCAUGGCAAGGAGCAACAGGACUCAAAACAAUAACACAGAAUAACUGUAGCUGCUUUUAAUUUAGUUCAAACUACCUCAAGUGCAUAAUUCACUGUGCGCUCUCUUGUCCACUAGAUGGAGAUGUGUGUCACGAAGUAGCCUACCAGUAAUACUUGAUUCAUUUGAGUGUUUGGACUUAAAACCAAGUACUCGCAUCCUUUACUUAAGUAAAGUUCCAAUACCGUAACGUUAAAAAAUACUCCAUUACAUUCACACCUGUGAAUGACAUAUUACCACCUUUGACAUUAUAAGAUUAAUAUUGAUGCAUCUAUAUGACAUUUUACUUUUGUAGCUGGUUGAGGUGGAGCUAGUUUAAUACUUUAUACACAGUAAGGUAGUUUAGCUUCAUGGGUAAGAAAGAUGAAAAACAUAUAGUUCUGCUACAACUACCUAACUAACUAACUGCAGAACUACCUAAAAAUUGUACUUACAUGUACUUGAGUAAAUGUACUUAGUUACUCUCUACUACUGCACUGGAAUAUGUAAAAAGCUGAAUUUGGAUGUUAGGGGAAGAAGUCCUUUAAUAAGAGAGUAAAGGUAAAGACAGGCUUCUUCUGUAUGAGGUCACUAAUUAAUUUGAGCCGAUAUGAAUAAUUUACAUUUAAGAAGUAAUUCGUCGUCACGAUCGUGACUGUUGGGAAUGAAGAGACAAACAAUGACUCAGUAAGAGAGAAUUAGAUGUUGGGGGUUUCUCACGCUCAUCUUUGUCCAUGGACUCAUUUUGCAACAGAGGAAAAGUAUUGAACAAAGGCACAUUCACGAUUCUAACAGUACAUGUGUUACCCAAGCAGCAGUUCUUAAGUGAAACCAGGCCCAUGUUCUUGACAGAGACUCAGAGAUCUUUCCCUGCCCAGGAGGGGAAACAUGUUGAGAGCUGAGCAUUUUAUGGUUGGGAUCCAUCCUGGAAACAUUAGAUCUGCCUAUUGUGACACCACAGCCCACAGCACACCCACCUACCCAGAGAGAGAGAGAGAGAGAGAGAGAGAGAGAGAGAGAGAGAGAGGGAACAGUGUUUGGUUCUGACGCACAAAUAAGUCUUCAGGAUUUCACGUUCAGCCCACAAAACAGAGAUUACUCACUACAUUAAUAACACAAACGCACAAGAGUAACCAACAAACGCAGGCUUCAGAUCUUGCUGUUCAGGUGUACAUGUACUCUGCACUGCUGUUGUGGGAAUUGAAAAAUGUUGCUCAUAUUUUAACUCACCUUUGCUGCAAUUCACUUGUUAUUGUGUGUUACUUGACCCUGUUAGAAAAUGUAUAAAUAUUUGAGUGGAAACACAUCAAAUGUAAUUCAAAUUGUACGUCAAACAGCUUUUAUGUAUCACUUAUUGUAAGCGUCUGUAAUAACUGUGAUAGUAUAAUGACUAUGUGGGUGAGGAGGACUGACUGACAGCCAAUGAAAUAACUCAGCAAAUGUUGGAAAAAUAGAAAGUACAGGAUCUAAAAGCUGUUUGAUUAAACAGCACAUCAUUUGGUUUUAAGUAGCACACUAUACAGUGCAGAUCAUUAAAAAAAAGCACCUGCAUGAAGAUAUCUGCAAAGCAGCAGGGUGGUUCCUAAAUGAAAUAGAAGAGUGACUUUCAGUGGGAUUCGGUUUGACGCUGAACACAGUGAGACAGAUUCCUCUAAUGCCUGAAUCCCACACCUGCAUGAA